Molecule: messenger RNA, 1011 nt
Organism: Xylaria bambusicola
Lineage: Eukaryota; Fungi; Ascomycota; Sordariomycetes; Xylariales; Xylariaceae
Exons: 1
Coding region: 1-1011 (336 amino acids)
Source: RefSeq, a predicted model, not a curated record
AUGCCUGAAGAAGACGUCGUGUUAUUGACGCAGGCUCCUUCCGAGUCGUGGUUCGAAGGGUUCGUGGUCCGUCCGAAUGGCAAAGUUUUGGCGACACGGUUAGACAAGCCUGAAUUAUACACAUUCAUGGCCGGCGACCAAGACGCCGUUCCUCAGCUGGUGUGCACACUGCCCGACUGCAACUCACUUGUCAAUAUCUGCCCUAUACCGGAUUGCGAAGACGAGUAUUUCGUCCUCUGCAGCACUGCUGACCUCGAGUUAGUCAGUCAUACAGAUGUCUGGCUCUGGCGUGUAGUUAUGGGGAGCGACGAUAGCAUUCCGCCCAAGACAAUCCGUGUCACGAGUGUACAAGAUGAUGGGUAUUGCCUAGGUGUGAGGGCCGUAUCGGACCGUGUUCUUCUCCUACCCGACGGGAGAACGGGUUGCAUAUGGCAACUGGAUACACAUACGGGCAAAAAGACGAUGUUUGCCGAUGACGAGUCAAUGAAGCGCGGUACUGGAGAAGGGUUCUUCGGUGUGAACCGGCUACAGAUUGUUGGGGACUUUGUCUACUUUACGAACUCGGGCGGCGGCACGCUAUGUCGGCUGCCGGUGGAGUUGGAUGCAUCACAGCCUGAGAUAGCGAUCCGCCUAGCAGGCCCGGUACAGACCAUCGUCGAUGAUCUGCCUUCGCAUUUAGACGGGAUGGCCGUUGCGCCGGACCAGACGCACGCUUACGUGGCAAGUCACAUCGACGGUCACCUGCACAAGGUGCAGAUCGAUUCGGCGGCAGGAAACGGAACAUCCCAUGUCAUUAUGAGCAGUCUGGAUAGCCCCACGGGCCUUAACCUCGUCUCCCAUCCCACCGAUCCGAGCAAGUCAAAGCUCUACAUCGUGUGCUGCGGAGAGAUCGAGGUGGCCUGGAUGCCGAGAGAAGACAACCCGUGGGAGGCCAUUCGGGACAUCAAUUCGGCUGUCAAGGUUACCGUGACGGAAGAAGUCGUGGAAACGACGAGCGUAGCAUGCUCUUGA